Molecule: messenger RNA, 1284 nt
Organism: Penicillium concentricum
Lineage: Eukaryota; Fungi; Ascomycota; Eurotiomycetes; Eurotiales; Aspergillaceae
Gene: sfh5
Product: CRAL/TRIO domain protein
Exons: 2
Coding region: 1-1284 (427 amino acids)
Biological process (GO): Golgi to plasma membrane protein transport; regulation of exocytosis
Cellular component (GO): cortical endoplasmic reticulum; cytosol; plasma membrane
Molecular function (GO): phosphatidylinositol transfer activity
Source: RefSeq, a predicted model, not a curated record
AUGUCGGAUCAGAGUGCGCCUGUUGCGCCUGUUGCGCCCGUUCCCGAGAAGCGGGAGGAAACUGUGGAAGUAGUCAACAAGCCCGUGGAAACUACCGCGACUGCUGCCGAAAACACCGAACAGACUGUAGUUAAAGACGAACCAGCCAGUGCCCCAAUCAAAGAGGUAGCUGCAAAGGAUGCUGCUACCACCACCACUGCCGCUACAGAGUCCGAAGCGGCAAAGCCCGAAGAACCCAAGGUUGAGAAGCCGACGUACCUCAGCAAGAACCCGGCUUUGGGUGAGUUGUUCAACCGCCUGCCAACCAUCCUCGGAAACAUUGGUCACACUGAGAUGUGGGGAGUGCCACUCAAGGAUAGCGACGAUAUCCCCACCGUCAACGUGUUGAUCAAGUUCCUGCGCGCAAAUGAAGGCAAUCCCCAAGCCGCCGAGACCCAGCUCAGCAAGGCGCUCCAAUGGCGCAAAGACGUGAACCCACUGGCAUUGGCAGAGUCUACAAAGUACAGUGCAGCCAAAUUCGGGGGUUUGGGAUACCUGACGACCUAUGAGGAGAAUGGACGGCCCUUGGUGUUUACUUGGAACAUCUACGGAGCCGUGAAGGAUAUUAGUGCAACAUUCGCGAAUACCGAUGAAUUCGUCCAAUGGCGUGCCGCUCUCAUGGAGCUCGCCGUACAAGACCUGAAGAUGAAGGAUGCCACCGAGGUAAUCGAGUACGACGGCGAGGAUCCCUACCAGAUGAUCCAAGUGCAUGAUUACAUGAAUGUCAAGUUCUUCCGUAUGGAUCCGUCUGUCCGUGCCGCAACAAAGAAGGUCAUCGAAGUGUUCGCUACGGCAUACCCAGAGCUCCUGAGUGAGAAGUUCUUCGUCAACGUCCCUGCUAUCAUGGGCUGGAUGUUUACCGCCAUGAAGUUUAUCCUGAGCCGGAACACUACGCGCAAGUUCCACCCGAUCACCAACGGCAUCAACUUGGCUCGGGAAUUCUCUCCUUCCAUUGCCGAACAAAUCCCCAAAGUUUAUGGUGGUAAGGGUCCGGAGCUGAAGGAGAAUGCCAGGUCCACCCCACUGGUCGAGGACAAGGAGCAGGAGAUUAAGGACAAGGGCAAGUCUGCUGAGGAGCCUACUGUUGCUGAGCCCACCAAGGAGGAGGCGCUUUCGAAAGAAGAAACCUCCAAGGCGGAGGCUGUCAAGGAACCCCAGGAGGAGGCUGCUAAGGAGCCAACCAAAGCAGAGGUUCCCAAGGCUGAGUCUUUGAAGGAAAAACCUGCAAAGGAUGGGGCCCAGUAG